ACCUCCCACUCCCACUGCAUCUGUCCCCUGCCAGCUGCCCCUCUCCAACCACUGCAAUGGCUUCCUUUAUGCGCCCCGGCCUCCUCAGGCAAGCUUACACCAAGCCCCAAGCAGCGCACCGCAUGCUGUCGACGGCCAGCUCCACCACCAGCCGCCCUCUCGCCCAGCAGCUUCGCCCAGCUUUCCAGCGCUCAGCCAUUCCCCAGUCCACGCGCGUCGCCGCCUUCCACGCCACUCAGCGCAACCAGAUCCUGCCCCCGCUGCCCCAGAAGAUUGUCGGAACCACCAACGACCCUGUGCCUGUACCCGAGCCAGACUAUGCCCAUGGCAGCUACCACUGGAGUUUCGAGAGGAUCGUCUCCGCCGGUCUGAUUCCCUUGACUAUUGCGCCCUUUGCUGCUGGAUCGCUAAACCCACUUACUGACUCGAUUCUCUGCGCUCUCUUGGUCAUUCACUCGCACAUUGGCUUUGAGGCAUCCAUCAUCGACUACUUCCCUAAGAAGCGAGUACCCCUCAUUCGUAACCUCUCCAUGUGGGCACUCCGCAUUGGAACCGUCACCCUUGGUAUCGCCCUUUACUCCUUCGAGACUAAUGAUGUUGGUAUCACCGAGGCUGUGGCCAGGCUUUGGCACGCGUAGAGUAGAUGGGGAACUACAUGCAUGUGAAAAAGAAAGUGGGGUAGGGAACUAUGUACAUCUAAACACGAACCAAGGCAGUGGUUUUUUCUUGGUCAGAAAUAUGAGCAUUCCAAUUUCGUA
Bipolaris maydis ATCC 48331 is the source of this 758-nucleotide messenger RNA. RefSeq names its product CybS-domain-containing protein. The record is from RefSeq and is a predicted model, not a curated record. Gene Ontology annotation, cellular component: mitochondrial envelope; membrane. Gene Ontology annotation, biological process: mitochondrial electron transport, succinate to ubiquinone; tricarboxylic acid cycle. Lineage: Eukaryota; Fungi; Ascomycota; Dothideomycetes; Pleosporales; Pleosporaceae. Gene Ontology annotation, molecular function: succinate dehydrogenase (quinone) activity; ubiquinone binding; heme binding.